UCUAGCGCUAUAUAUACACGAAAAAUAGACUACAGCCUAGUGCUGGAUAUGCACCAAAAGUAGACCAAUACCUAUAGUGCUGAAUAUCCACGAAAGGUAGACCACUUCCUAGUGCUGGAUAUCCACCAAAAGUAGACCACAACCUUGUGCUGGAUAUCCACCAAAAGUAGACCGCUACCUAGUGCUGGAUAUCCACCAAAAGUAGACUAAUACCUAGUGCUGAAUAUCCUAGAAAAGUAGACCACUAUCUAGUGCUGGAUAUCUACUGUUAAAGAUCGAGGUUUGUCUGACAAAGGUGUUUCGAGGAUGACCGCUGUGACGGAUACACAGAUGGAAAGACUGCCGCUUAAGUUGGAAUCCAGAUGUAGUGAGGAGAGUUAUGAAGAUGAUGUGUUUCUGUCGAAACGCUCCAUGGAUGAACUUGCCGAAGGGUCGGACGACGACACACCAAUUAGACCUAUUGCUUUCCCCAAGCAUGGAAUGUUUUCAGAUCUGACCGAUAGGUCUUACGUCAGCGACACAGAAAGCGUAGAUGGCGACGAUUUAUGCGAUAACGUAUUCAUCGACACGCACACUGAUGACGUCAGCUUACGCCAUCAAGGUUACAUCUGUCUCCAAUCGACGUCAACAUCACCGUCGCCACCGUCGUCGGCGUUUACGCUAGGAAGCACGUCAUCUUACAACAUGAAUGUUAUCAGUUUAACAAGAACAUCAGCCGACAGCCAGAGCUCUCCUCUGGACCUGAGGCGUAAACAACUUCAUCGUUCCCAUGGCGAAGAAGUGAUUGUCACUCACGGAAACCCUCUAAAAAAAGUGGCGCGGAGAAUGUUCACAAAUUGUCGCGAAAGAUGGCGUCAACAAAAUGUAAAUGGUGCGUUUGCUGAGCUGCGGAAACUUGUUCCAACACAUCCACCGGACAAGAAACUGAGCAAGAACGAAAUCCUCAGACUGGCAAUAAAAUAUAUAAAUUUGCUGUCGAACGUCGUAGACUUCCAGAAAAAGACAUCUGGGUGUCUGUCAGAGGAAGAAGCCAUGGACAUGGGAGAGAGGUAUCCACGCCCUGCAUCUCACCUUCUCGUCAAGUCCCCGGAUGUUAGUCGUACUUCUGGCAGCCAUUCCCCGGGAUCUAGUUUCUACGACGACAACAGUGGGGAAGAGUCAGUGUAGUGAGAAGUAAAUAAACCCAGUGCUUGUUGACUGAUCAUGUCACCAUUUGGAACAGGCUGAGAAGAUGUCCGGGAUAUGAAAUUUCUGCAAAAAACUAUUGCCUUCAUCACGUGACGAAGGCUGGUCUGACCAGUGUGAAUCAAGUCUUCUCAAUCAUUAAUAUCUAUUUUUCAUUCAACAAAAGACUUAAACAUGAGACUUUUUCUUCUACUAACGCUUAUCAUAUUUAUUUAAAAACUUAUUUUCACACUCGCCUAAGAGAAAGAGAGUAGGCUAGAGUGAAUAUAUGUAUUUGACAAAGGGCGAGUACAUGCCCAUACAUGCCCAUAUAGGACUAUGUGUAUUUGACAAAGGGCGAGUACAUGCCCAUACAUGCCCAUAUAGGACUAUGUGUAUUUGACAAAGGGCGAGUACAUGCCCAUACAUGCCCAUAUAUGACUAUGUUUUUCCUCACGAUGGUAAAAUAUUCACGGAAGCCAUGAACUCUCCGUUCAGUGAUUCAUCGCCAUGAUGGGUUGUCCCUUAUUACAAUUAGGCCUACACAAUAAUAUUUUACCGUACUAAAUACUGUGUAAUUAACCAACAAUGUUGAUCUCACUUCCACAUGUGCGUUCUGUCCUUCCAUCACUACAGAGCUUAUGUCUUGUUUCAUCCUACUUUAGUUUGUCAUCAUUAAUCAUAAUCCAUGCAUUUUAGGAUUAACGCCAACGUUUUAACUGUGAAUCAUAUGUCCAUUAGGAUUAACGCUAACGUUUUAACUGUGAAUCAUAUGUCCAUUAGGAUUAACGCUAACGUUUUAACUGUGAAUCAUAUGUCCAUUAGGAUUAACGCUAACGUUUUAACUGUGAAUCAUAUGUCCAUUAGGAUUAACGCUAACGUUUUAACUGUGAAUCAUAUGUCCAUUAGGAUUAACGCUAACGUUUUAACUGUGAAUCAUAUGUCCAUUAGGAUUAACGCUAACGUUUUAACUGUGAAUCAUAUGUCCAUUAGGAUUAACGCUAACGUUUUAACUGUGAAUCAUAUGUCCAUCAUACGUUGUCCUUGUGAAGGGUUUCAUCAGUACUUUUUUUCAUCUCUGAUGUAGCCUUUUUUCGAUUCAAACAUAUCCAGAAAGAUGCAAAAAAUACUGUUCCAACUUCAAAAUUGUAGUUGACUAACGAAUAGAAAGGUGGAGACGUUUUCCCGCACUAAUGACAAUCAUGGCUACCAAGCCGCAUAAGGGGCUAGAGGGCGUGGUAUUCAAUUUGUUUUUCUCAAUACAUAUACUGAGGUCUGGCUCAUGCAUAGUUUAAUAAAAUCAAUUUUGUUAAUCUAAGGGUUGAAAAGUAAAAAUCCUUUCAGUCCAUUCUUUCGGUGUGUUUGUUGGCCUGUUGGACACCACAUCUCAAUUAACAUGGGCCAUUCUCUUGACUAAAAGCCUGAGUGCAAGACCAAAACAUUGGCGCUCUUCUUUUUUAC
Molecule: messenger RNA, 2625 nt
Organism: Liolophura sinensis
Lineage: Eukaryota; Metazoa; Mollusca; Polyplacophora; Chitonida; Chitonidae
Exons: 2
Coding region: 307-1167 (286 amino acids)
Biological process (GO): regulation of transcription by RNA polymerase II
Molecular function (GO): protein dimerization activity; RNA polymerase II cis-regulatory region sequence-specific DNA binding; DNA-binding transcription factor activity, RNA polymerase II-specific
Source: RefSeq, a predicted model, not a curated record